AGCCUUCCCGGGUUAGUGGCAAACAAACAUAGCCUUCUCUGUUUGUCGGUAAUCUCAAACUCUGUCUUCGGAUUAUAUAUACAAAUCCUUCAGAUCCCAAUCUUCUUCUCUGUACUUCGCAGACCUUCGCUGUCGUCUCCAUUAACUCCUCCAUCUAUCUUCAGUUUUUCCUUCAUUUUUUUGUUUUUGUUUUUGUGAAUUCCGGCCGGAUUCGUCGACGUUGUUCGGCGGUCGGGAUUGAUUGUGUUGAGAGGGAGAUAUCUUGUGAUUUGAAGAGGAAUUAGAAGAGAUGAGUUAUUAUAAUCAAGGCCAGGCUCCGGUUGGAGUGCCUCCGCCUCAUGGUUAUCCGCCGGAAGGUUAUCCGAAGGAUGCUUAUCCGCCGCCGGGAUAUCCACCGCAGGGAUAUCCGCCCCCAGGAUAUCCGCCGCAGGGCUAUCCUCCUCCCGGUGCUUAUCCGCCGCAGGGAUAUCCUCCGCCUUACGCUCCUCAGUACGGUCAACCUCCUCCUCCUCAACAGCAAAGUAGCAGCUCUGGUUGCUUGCAAGGCUGUUUGGCUGCGCUGUGCUGUUGCUGCCUGCUCGACGCCUGCUUCUGAAGAGACCCCAUGUGCAGUGUGUGGUGGGCUGGCUUCAAAUUCAAGGACUAUCUCUCUCUCUCUCUCAGUAAAGCUUUUCCCUAAGAGAAAAAAGAUUGAAACUGGGCGUUCAAUUUGUGAAGUUUUUAAUUUGUUGCGUUUAUUGAUUAUAAUAGUCUAGUGCUUGUUCCUCCCUCGUUCCCUCCAUUUUUCUUAUAUAAAUAACACCCCCUUAUCUCUC
Messenger RNA from Cucurbita moschata (crookneck pumpkin), 815 nucleotides. RefSeq names its product cysteine-rich and transmembrane domain-containing protein WIH2-like. The coding region runs from base 290 to 595 and encodes 101 amino acids. The record is from RefSeq and is a predicted model, not a curated record. NCBI's taxonomy places the organism in Eukaryota, Viridiplantae, Streptophyta, Magnoliopsida, Cucurbitales, Cucurbitaceae. The transcript is spliced from 3 exons.